GAAGGAAAGGAGGCCAGAUUGGAGGGGGAGGAGGUGAGAGGAAGGAAGUGGGUGGAGAAAACCACUAUAUUCCCAAGAUGCAAGGAAAAUGGAAAAAUAGAAGAAAAAAUAUAUUAAAUCAAUGUAAACUAAGAGAGUCACAGUGUACACUCUGUGGUGAGCCUGAAGGUUUGGAUUCUCUAACAGGGCAUGCAUUUCCAGAAGAAGAGGGUGGCGAUCUGCUCAAGUCGGGGAUCAGUUUUCCGGGGACGACAGAGGAGGAGCUAGACCAGCAGUACUCCUGGUCACCUUCUCAGCACUUCAAUGAAGAAAGAUUCUCGCCUGCUCCGAGGAACAUGAAAGGAUUAUCUGGUAGUCGCAACCAACCACAAUUAUGUUCUGCUCAUACUUGUGGUUUAGCAUCCCCUGAAGAUUGUGAACACACCCAUGAUCAUAUCCACCAUGGGCAGGAGCCAAGGCAAUCAUAUCUUCUCAGCCCUACAGAGAGCUGCCCACUGGACCAUCAUCGCUGCUCACCGCGAAGCUCCAUCCAUUCAGAAUGCAUGAUGAUGCCCAUGGUUAUGGGCGAUCACAUGUCAAGUAGCACUUUCCCCAGAAUGCACUACAGCUCACAUUACGAAACGAGGGACGAUUGCGCCAUGUCUCACGCUAACCCUAAGAUUAACCGAAUUCCUGCCAAUCUCCUGGAUCAGUUUGAGAAACAACUUCCUCUCCACAGGGAUGGGUUUCACACUUUACAAUAUCAGAGGACCUCAACAGCUGCAGAACAACGCAGUGAAAGCCCAGGAAGAAUACGCCAUCUUGUUCAUUCAGUCCAGAAACUUUUCACUAAGUCUCAUUCUUUGGAAGGAUCAUCCAAAGGCAAUGUCAAUGGGACAAAGGGAGACAGUCGAGGGGACGACCAUCAUCAUGGACAUCAUUCCAAGCACAGCAAAAGGAGUAAAAGUAAGGAACGAAAACCAGAGAGCAAGCAUAAAUCUGGUAUGAGUAGCUGGUGGAGCUCUGAUGAUAAUUUGGACAGUGAUAGCACUUAUCGCACACCUAGUGUGAUUAAUAGGCAUCAUGUAGAUCAUAUCUCCCACUGCUACCCUGAAGCUCUCCAGGGGCACUUUGGGGAUCUCUCACUAAAGACUUCCAAAAGUAACAAUGAUGUGAAAUGUUCUGCUUGUGAAGGGCUAGCAAUGACCCCUGAUGGUAAAUACAUGAAAAGGAGUUCUUGGUCUACACUUACAGUAAGCCAGGCUAAAGAAGCUUAUCGCAAGUCAUCGCUUAACCUAGAUAAGCCUCUGGUUCAUCAGGAAAUCAAACCUUCCUUGAGGCCGUGCCAUUACCUUCAGGUGCCUCAAGAUGAAUGGGGAGGGUACCCUGUUGGCGGUAAAGACGAGGAGAUCCCCUGCAGGAGAAUGAGAAGUGGGAGUUAUAUUAAAGCCAUGGGAGAUGAGGAAAGCGGAGAUUCUGACACUAGCCCUAAAACAUCACCAAAGGUAGCGGUUCGACCAGAAUCAUUAUUAAAAUCCAUUGGACAGAGACCACUCGGAGAUCACCAAAAUCAGAGCUACCUUCAAGCUGCAAGUGAUGUGCCUGGGGGCCACAACAUGGAUCCCUCCGCAAACUACAAUUCCCCAAAGUUCCGCUCAAGGAAUCAGAGCUAUAUGAGAGCAGUGAGCACACUCAGUCAGGCCAGCUGUGUUAGUCAGAUGAGUGAAGCAGAGGUCAAUGGGCAAUUUGAGUCGGUGUGUGAAUCAGUGUUUAGCGAAGUUGAAGCUCAGGCAAUGGAUGCCCUUGACCUCCCUGGAUGCUUCCGAACAAGAAGCCACAGUUACCUGCGGGCCAUUCAGGCAGGUUACUCCCAAGAUGAUGAAUGUAUCCCUGCUAUGGGAUCUUCCAACAUCACCUCAACUAUCAGGUCAACAACAGCUGUAACUUAUACAAGUUACAAAAAAACGCCACCACCGGUACCCCCACGUACCACUUCCAAGCCACUCAUCUCAAUUACAGCACAGAGCAGCACAGAAUCCACCCAGGAUGCAUAUCAUGAUAGCCGGACUCAGAGGAUUUCCCCAUGGCCUCAAGAUGGUCGAGGGAUGUACAACUCUACAGACAGUUUGGACAGUAACAAGGCCAUGAAUCUUGCCAUGGAAACUGCCGCUGCACAGCGCCAUGCUUCUGAGAGUCAAAUCACUUCAGUACGAACCAGUGACAAGGCCAUUUUAGUGACAAAAGCUGAGGAGUUUCUGAAGAGUCGACGGUCCUCUAUAGGGAUUCAGGUGGAAACGGCAACCGAUUCAGAUACCGAGAGCAGAGGCCUACGGGAAUACCAUUCCGUUGGAGUGCAAGUGGAAGAUGAGAAACGACAUGGACGGUUUAAACGUUCAAAUAGUGUAACUGCAGCUGUUCAGGCUGACCUGGAACUGGAGGGCUUUCCAGGACACAUAACAAUGGAGGACAAGGGACUUCAGUUUGGUUCAUCAUUCCAGAGGCAUUCAGAGCCUAGCACUCCUACCCAGUAUGGUGCAGUAAGAACUGUACGGACACAGGGACUGUUCAGUUACAGAGAAGAUUACAGGACCCAGGUUGACACCUCAAAUCUUCCACCGCCAGAACCCUGGCUGGAGCCAGCCAUUGAGACAGUAGAAACUGGUCGGAUGUCCCCAUGUCGACGGGAUGGGUCUUGGUUUAUGAAGUUGCUACAUACUGAAACGAAGAGGAUGGAAGGAUGGUGUAAAGAGAUGGAGAGAGAAGCAGAAGAAAAUGAUCUUUCUGAAGAAAUUCUAGGUAAGAUCCGAAGUGCUGUUGGAAGUGCUCAGCUCCUUAUGUCUCAGAAGUUCCAGCAGUUUUAUUGGCUUUGUCAACAGAACCUGGACCCCAGUGCCAUGCCAAGGCCAACUUCCCAGGACCUAGCAGGAUUCUGGGACUUAUUGCAGCUUUCAAUUGAAGACGUCAGCAUGAAGUUUGAUGAACUGCACCAGCUGAAACUCAAUGAAUGGAAACUAAUAGAAUCACCUGAAAGGAAGGAAGAAAGGAAGGUUCCUCCUCCAGUACCAAAGAAGCCCCCAAAAGGAAAAUUCCCUAUAACGAGAGAAAAGUCUCUUGACCUACCUGACAGACAACGUCAAGAAGCCAGAAGACGGCUAAUGGCUGCUAAGAGAGCAGCCUCCUUUCGGCAGAAUUCAGCCACAGAGCGGGCAGACAGCAUUGAGAUCUAUAUCCCAGAAGCCCAAACCCGGCUUUAA
Molecule: messenger RNA, 3233 nt
Organism: Mauremys reevesii (Reeves's turtle)
Lineage: Eukaryota; Metazoa; Chordata; Testudines; Geoemydidae
Gene: DLGAP2
Product: DLG associated protein 2
Exons: 14
Coding region: 78-3233 (1051 amino acids)
Biological process (GO): signaling
Cellular component (GO): glutamatergic synapse; postsynaptic specialization
Molecular function (GO): molecular adaptor activity
Source: RefSeq, a predicted model, not a curated record